AUGAGGGAGAAGAGCAAAACCUGCCUGAGUCCCAGUGGAGAAGCUUCCCAAGGAGAAAUGGUCCUGCCCUGCAGAUUUGGAGACUCACAACUACAUUGCUGGAGGAUUUGGGAGUAAUAUUGGACUGGUUUAGGGCCCUUCCAGCCUGCAGUGACUAUUUAUCCCUAUUUAUCCACAUGUGCCAUGGUCGGCGAGCUCCAUCCUCUGGAUAUUUCUCUUCCCCAAGGUAAAACUCCCCAUGUAUUUAAUUUUUUUGUCCUCCCGCACCCCCCAGGUCAUCCCAGCCACGCUUUGCUGCCUCCCCGAAGCCGCUGGCCCGGCGUUUUCCAGCCCAUUGAAGCCCAAUUAUCCCUCCCCAGUGACGUUGGCUCCGUUGAUCCGCCGGGAAAAGUGCGGUGGGAGCCGAGCCCGGCGGGCACAGACGGGCAGAGCCAUCACCGGCACAGCACCGGGGGCACGGGUGGGGCAGGAUGAGGCCCCUGGACGGCUGGUGCUGGGUGGCGAUGCUGCUCCUCGCCCUCUUCAGCGACGUGGCCGGCGGUCGCCGCGGGGGCGGCGGCAGAGCCGGGGGUCGCGGCGGCGGCGGGGCCGGGGGGCUCCGCGGGGGCUUCCGCGCCGUGUCCCGCGGCGGGGGCACCCCCGGGCGCGGCUCCAAGGUGGCCGGAGCCAUCGCGGCCGGGGCCGCCGCGGGCUACGGGAUGGGGCUGCUGGGGCGGCCGCGCCCGUCCCGCCUCGGUCACGGCAUCCCCGCGGCCCGGCAGCCCCCGCCCGCGGGCGGCUUCCACGCCGCCAGCUGGCCGGACGUGGGGGGCAAGCGGGGACCCCCCAGCCGAGCCCCCCGGGACCGCGGCGGCAUCGGCCUCGCCCUGCUCUUGGCAUUCACCGCCUGCUUCGUGAGCCACGGGCUGCAGCGCUGAGCGCGGCGAGGGCACCUCGGGACCCCCGGCCCGGCCCGCCGGGAUUUCUUAGUGGAUGACUUUCCUGGGAGAUUAGAUGUGGCUUGCGGGAGGUGGAAGAGAUGCUCCGCGGCUGCCUCAGUGUCCCUUCUCCCCGGAGCUGGGCAGCCAUCCCAGUGCUCACGAGGACAUCUGGGAGCUGGAUGGAUCCUGGAAACCCCCGUCUGUGCAGGCACCUACACGAGCAAACCCAGCCCCGCAAGGACCUGGGGAUAUCUGCGCCUGGAGCGAUGCUGGAGCGGCCCCGCCAGCGCUCGGCUCUGGUUUCCCAUGGCACGGCUUUCCCAAAGAAAUCGCUCCUUUCCCCCCAAAAGAGCGCUGGGACUUGUGGGGAGGGGGGAUGUGGGGUUUGGAAAUGGACCCCUCUGCCUUGCAAUAAAGUUUGGCCUUGAGACAUCC
This is a messenger RNA of Pseudopipra pipra, 1355 nucleotides long. RefSeq lists its product as uncharacterized. The transcript has 2 exons. Bases 471 to 917 code for a protein of 148 amino acids. NCBI's taxonomy places the organism in Eukaryota, Metazoa, Chordata, Aves, Passeriformes, Pipridae. The record is from RefSeq and is a predicted model, not a curated record.